Naegleria gruberi is the source of this 1583-nucleotide messenger RNA. RefSeq lists its product as uncharacterized. The record is from RefSeq and is a predicted model, not a curated record. The coding region runs from base 304 to 1545 and encodes 413 amino acids. The transcript is spliced from 3 exons. Lineage: Eukaryota; Heterolobosea; Eutetramitea; Acrasida; Naegleriidae.
GUUACUUGGCUGCCCUUUUGCGCGUUUUUUUUGCAACUCAUCACCCUCUUGAGCCAGUGACUUUGUAUUAAUAUAUAUUGGCGGAGAAGAAUAUAGCAAUAAUAAUUUGAUUCGGACUUUGUGUUCUUGUGUGAUAGUAGUAGUAUUUGUAUUUUUUGAUUGUAGUAGAAUAGUCUCUCAUUAUCAUUUUGACAAGUUUAAAGUGGACGUUAUUUCAUCAUCAGCAUCAGCAUCAAUAGAAAAGGUUUCGAACCUGUAUAACUGUCAUCUUGAAUAAUUAUUUAAUUACUGUAUAAUAUAGAAAUGUUUUAUGCCGCCGGAGCUAAUGAACAUGGUCAAUUGGGGAAUGGUACUUACUCGAACGUUAUGGAUCUCUCUCCCAUCAACAUAUCAGCUCAUCACUAUAGACAAAAAACCUAUCGUCAGCUAGGUCCCAAAUGUCUUGCUGAUUUUGCAUCACUCGAUGAACGUUCAUUGAUUGGUCUUUGUAAAAUUAAACAAAUUGCUUGUGGUAAACGUCAUACCAUGAUACUAACUGAGGAAAAUGAUUUGUAUGCUUGCGGAGAUAAUUCCAACUCUCAACUUGGAGUCUAUGAAACAAUAUCCAAUAAUACUGUUGAAUGGAUAGAUUUUGAACCCGCUAGGACGUCAAGAAUUACCUCAAUUGCUUGCAGCUCUAAUUCUUCCUUUAUAUUUUUGGAAAAUGGUGAAAUGUACAAAACAAGUCCUAACAAAAUCUCUAAUUUAUCCCACAAAAAUUCAUUUUUCAAACUUACCAUCGAUAGCAAGAGCCAAGUGAAGAAUUUCUUUAGCUCACCAACAACGAGUAGAUUCCACAUACUAACCAAUGAUAAUUCUGUAUUUGUAGGAGGGGAAGAUGAGCAAGGUUUUUGGUUGUCAAGACAAGACCAAGCUCUGAAACCGACAUCAUUCCCUAUCAUCACCAACCCAAUUAAAAUAAUUUCAAGUGGAGGUUUCCAUACAGUCAUUAUUACCGAGAAGAAUGAAUAUUUCAGUUUGGGAGGAAAUUAUUUCUAUCAACGAGGUGACACAGAUGAUAGAGCUGCCAUUAGAGAAGGUACUAAUUUACCAUUCUCUGGAAAGGCUAUUAGUCAAGUUUGUUGUGGACAUUUCCACACACUAGUGUUGUGUGCAGAUGGAAGCUUGUAUGCUUGUGGUAAAAACAGUCAUGGACAACUUGGAAGCCCAACCCUCAAUGAAAAGAAUCUCUACAUGAAAGUACCAAUUAAUGCCUAUAUACACUCAAUGCUUUGUGGAACAGACCAUACCGUAUUAUUAUCAACUGAUAAGAGAGUUAUGAGAUGUGGAAAAAAUGACAGAGGGCAAAUCUUUAUAGAUUUCAAAAAGCAAAACUCAUCAUUUGAAAUGCUGAAAGUCAAGGAGUUUGCCCAUUUGGCUUGUGGUGCUCAUUUUACAAUAUGUUAUGGAGACAUGACCUAUGUUAUUAAUCGUUUCCCAAAGAUUGCUUCAUUUCUGAAGAGAACAGAACUAUCUGAUGUGAGGAUUAAGUGUUAUGACGAUUAAUCAAUUUUGAGACAUUCACAAUAAAAAUAUUUGCAAAC